AUGAAUCCUCAAGUCAAGAAGAAAUCGUUGGAUGGACUAAGAACCCAUCGAGCCACACUUAAUGAUUCCAAUGACUUGCAAUCACAAUACGAAAAGACAAAAGCUACCUUAAAUAACCCUCAUCUCACAUUACCUGAUGGGGGUGCAAAACUCAAAGCCAAACUAGCACAACUUGAAUCCUUACUAAAAAACAGUUUAUCAGACAAAGUAUCAGAAUUAUCCUUGAAUGAUACGUUGGAUGUACGUCAAAAGACCCUGAUACAAUCCAAUCAACAACAAACACCUAUUCAACUUUUACGAGCUCAUGCACCUUCAGAGACAGACAUGUCACCACCCCGCGGUGCUCGUAUGAUGAGUCUAGAAGAAUCGAUGAAAUUGCAAGAAUCACAACAAAGAGACAUUCAAUUGGCCAAUAUGAGAAAGCGCAUGGAAGAUGUGUCAAAAUCAAAAUCAGAACAAGAGAGUUUAGCAGACGAUUUAACAGUCACAAUGAACCGAUUGCAGUUGAAUACAGACUAUGAAACUGAAUCUGAUUCGGAUGAUGAAGAAUAUCAAGACGAUGAAGAAGAAGUAUAUGAAGAUGAAGGAUUUGAAGAAGAGCAUGAAUAUGAUGUACGAGAAUAA
Molecule: messenger RNA, 624 nt
Organism: Gilbertella persicaria
Lineage: Eukaryota; Fungi; Mucoromycota; Mucoromycetes; Mucorales; Choanephoraceae
Exons: 3
Coding region: 1-624 (207 amino acids)
Source: RefSeq, a predicted model, not a curated record